AUGUUGCUUUUGUCUUGUGGCUCUGAAAUAACGGUGUAUUUGCCUUGUACAUGUGAAUGGGAAAUCGAUGAACAAAUCAUUUUUUUCAGGUUUCCAGACCUUCAAACGUCUAAGGACAGGAUGUCUGACAACAAACAAAACAAGAGGAGAAGCAAAGAAGGUUGUGGAAAUGUUGUUGCUCUUCAGAAUGCAGAUCAGAUGGUGAAAGAAAUGCAUCAGUCACACAAGGCUGUAGGAAAAACCAGCCAAAUAGCACCAACAUCCAGACCGUGGCCAGAUGAACAAGUGGCAUGUUUUCCCAGUACAAAGGAGUUAGCAUUACAGAUCAGACAUUGUACCUCUUCACCUUUCUUCUCGAAGAAAGAGAACACAGUUCAUGGCUUUGACUUCACCUUUCUGCUGCAAGCCUCGUGCCUGGAAUCUGACAUUCCAAAGUCAUUCAUGGAUUUGGAUGCUUUUGAGGUGAUAGAGGCACAAACACAAGAAAGGUUAAAUGGAACAAUGCUAAAAGCCAGGAACCAGAGAUCUGAGUUUCAUUUGCCACCAGUGACAUUGCAACCUGUAAGAACAAUUCAUCUGGCUCCUCUAGAGGAUAAUGUUGUCAAUGAAAGCACCAACAUCAGAAAUAUUUGGAAUGUUAUGAACGCCAUUCCUCAGCCUAUAAAACCAGUCACUCAAUUUUGUCAUUAUGGGUUAGACAGUCUAUUAAAAAAGUACACUGAGCAGUCAUCAGACAAGGCUGUGGCCACUAUCUCGGAUAAGUUCACUCCAGUGAAAGACCUGUACUGCUUCAGUGAGAGUAACUGUUGUAGGUACCCUAGCAACAAGAAGGAAGAAAUUCAAAGCAAUUUAAAAUGGAGGGAAGGUGAUGUAGCUACCAAUACUGAAAAGAAUGACCAGGUAAAGCACCAGUAUUCAGCGGCUUGUAAGAACGUAGAUCUUAUGAGCCAAGCCAGUUUCUGUGAUGAUAAUCCCAGCUGCUUGAGCUCAAGUAAUGCUCUGAUAAACUGUGGAAUGUUUACAGCUCAGACAGCAUUUACAAUGUCAAGCACUGGAGAUGCCCAGAGAGCUGGCAAUAAGGAAAGGAAAGCAGAGGAUUGCGGUAGAAGUGGUCUAGAAGAAAGAAGUGCUACAGAGAUGACACUGGAUCGUAGACCACGUGACAGUGCUGAGAGUGGGAACUUUGUGCUUGACAGUCAUGACUUGGCUUCUUCCUGUAAAAAUGAAGUGCUAGAGGCCUACCAUGCCUUAGAAGAUAAUUCUGUAGCUACAGUAACUCCCAGAGCAGAAGUGCAAGAUGCUGCUGGAAAGCAAACAGAACAUAAUGUUUGCCUCUCUGAAUUUGAGAUGGAAAAGGAAGCACUGUCAGAAGCAGCUCCGAAAGACCAAAGUGAGCUUGUACCUGUUGUUGGUGUUUCGUUGUCUGAACAAGAAGCAGCCAAGGAACCCCACAUUGCUAGGCCACCUGCCACAAAAGCGAGUGCCAUUCAUAGCCUGCCUCCUUGUGUUACUCAGAGCCCCAACGGUCUUGCUCGCAAAGAAGACACCAAAAGGAAGAUAAAGAUGAAUAGAAAUAAACAUUCAUCAAAAUCUAAACCGAGUAGCAAGAUGAAGGUAUCUGAAGACCUAAUCAUUUCCACACAAUGUAAUGCCAAGAGGCAGAUCUUUCCAUCUCUGGAACUGCCACACAUGGAAUCUGAGACUUCCCUGAAGCGUCACAAAAAAAAGGCAGACAGAGGCCGCUUUGCUCAGAGUGCUCAGAAACCUAAACAGCAAAGUUUCUCCUGCAGUUGCAAAAAUUCAGCUGUCUUAAAGGAAACUGUUACUUCACUUUCUCCACCACAUGCACAGCCUGCUUCAGGUUUUGUAGAUCUGAAAUACAGUGACAUGUUCAAGAAAAUAAAUGCAAGUGACAAAGGGCCAGGUAUUUAUGAAAUGUUUGGAACUCCCGUCUAUUCCAACACGCGUGAGCUCGAUCACUGUGAGAACAGAUUGUGCAGAGAUGUUUGUUCUGCUCCACCCAGGAGAUGCACUCCCAGCACCUGCAGAUCUACCUGCAGGAAAGGGAGCAGCCAGGUAAGAAACACUCCAAAGCAAAAGUAUUCUAAGCCAAAGAAGACCACACCUGGCACUAAACGAAAGCAGAAAGGUUUCAUUACGAAGGAUGGGAACACUGAGAUGAAGGACAGCAACACAGAGCAAGAUAAUAUGAUAACUUCUGAUACAGAGUGUCAAAUAAACACUUCAAGGAGCCAGACACUGGUUCAUGAAGACACAGAUCACCACCUUAGGUUUUUAGAAGAGCUUUCACAACCAGCUAAACAAAGUGACCUUUUUUCAGAUUCAGUCUUAUCAACUGUUAAAGAAGUUUCUUUGGAGAGGUCUUUAGUCAGGCAGGAUACAUCCAGCCAUCAGAGAGAUGCUGCCUGUAGCCAGUAUCUUCUUCAGUUCAGUGAUAAAGACUACAGAGAAUGUGCUGCUCUGAGUAGCAGCCUGCUAACAACAGAGCAGAACGUUUGUGUGCCCCAGUGCAGGGUGGAUAUGGAUGGCUGCAAAGGUCUGCAAUCAGACUGGGCCUCCUUCAAGUCUAUAAAGAAAUGUGAAGCAUUGUCCUUUUCAGGUAGACUGGAGUGUCAGUCCCCUAUGAAACAAUUGCAUCACAGCUGGGCACACUCACCUGAAAGCAGUGCUGUGUGGAGAGAAAUGACUCAGCCUUCAGUCAUCCAGACAAAAAAUGUUACAAAGCCCAGUUUCCAGCCAAGUCAAAAAGUUUUGUCCUGGGCAACUAAUAAGGAUGUGACUGAUGAGCUGCUUCGUUGCCUGGCUGAAGAAUUGCUAAUGCUUGAAGAAAAAGAUACCAGCUCUUCAAGAACAAAAAAUACAGGUUCUGAAAUACAAAAUACACAUACUGAAGAAGGAGAAAAUACGGUGAAUGGAGAUGGAGCCACGGUAAACAGUGCCCUAGAGAAGAGUUACAGUAAAGCCCUUCUGGCAUCAAAUGAAGACAGUGACUUGCCAAAGGUUGAGGAAUCUAUUAAAUUACCAGGAAGCAGUUUAACUAACAGAGAUCCCAUCAUGUGGACAAGAGGUGAAGUCCUUGGCAAGGGAGCCUAUGGCACAGUAUACUGUGGUCUGACAAGCCAGGGGCAAUUGAUAGCUGUAAAACAAGUUGCUUUGGCUACAUCAGAUCAGCUCACUACAGAAAAGGAGUAUCAGGAGUUUCAUGAGGAAGUCGAACUUUUAAAGACACUGAAGCACGUCAAUAUUGUGACUUACUUAGGCACUUGCCUGGAGGACAACAUUUUAAGCAUUUUCAUGGAGUUUGUCCCCGGCGGCUCCAUUUCCAGCGUUAUCAACCGCUUCGGUCCCUUGCCAGAAACUGUCCUUUGCAACUACACAAAGCAGAUCCUCCAGGGCGUCGCGUAUCUACACGCCAACUGCGUGGUCCACAGAGAUAUCAAAGGCAACAACGUGCUGCUGAUGCCCACGGGGGUAGUGAAGCUGAUCGACUUCGGGUGCGCCAGGCGGCUGGCCCGGGCGAGCCCCAGCGGCACGCGGAGCCAGGUGCUGCGCUCCGCCCGUGGCACGCCGUACUGGAUGGCACCAGAGGUUAUCAGCGAGUCUGGCUACGGAAGGAAAUCCGACAUCUGGAGCCUGGGCUGCACCGUGUUUGAGAUGGCGACGGGCAAACCGCCCCUGGCUUCCAUGGAUAGGAUCGCAGCCAUGUUCUACAUCGGGGCCCACAGGGGGCUGAUGCCUUCGCUGCCCACUGGGUUCUCCGGCGCUGCCGUGGAUUUUGUGCACGCCUGCUUAACCAGGGGCUCCUUACCAUGCAUGACAUUGAUUGGAGAUGACAGCGCAGCCUGGUUGCCACGGGAUCAAACAAAUCAUUGUCACCCUCCUUAAAUACUUUUUGGUGCACCUGAAACAGCCAC
This is a messenger RNA of Colius striatus (speckled mousebird), 3935 nucleotides long. RefSeq names its product mitogen-activated protein kinase kinase kinase 19 (gene MAP3K19). Gene Ontology annotation, biological process: protein phosphorylation. Bases 1 to 3906 code for a protein of 1301 amino acids. NCBI's taxonomy places the organism in Eukaryota, Metazoa, Chordata, Aves, Coliiformes, Coliidae. The record is from RefSeq and is a predicted model, not a curated record. The transcript is spliced from 8 exons. Gene Ontology annotation, molecular function: ATP binding; protein kinase activity.